Messenger RNA from Sinocyclocheilus anshuiensis, 2193 nucleotides. Its product is annotated as TNF receptor-associated factor 5-like. Gene Ontology annotation, biological process: regulation of canonical NF-kappaB signal transduction; regulation of apoptotic process; signal transduction. The transcript has 10 exons. Gene Ontology annotation, molecular function: zinc ion binding; thioesterase binding; tumor necrosis factor receptor binding. Lineage: Eukaryota; Metazoa; Chordata; Actinopteri; Cypriniformes; Cyprinidae. The coding region runs from base 16 to 1653 and encodes 545 amino acids. Gene Ontology annotation, cellular component: cytoplasmic side of plasma membrane; plasma membrane signaling receptor complex. The record is from RefSeq and is a predicted model, not a curated record.
UCUGUGUCAGACUUCAUGGCCGCAGAGGAGAACGAGUGCGUGUCCCGGCAGGACUCUGAGCUCAUGAGGUCAUGGGAGCUGGAAGCCAUUCUGACCAAUCGCAUGCUGCGCUUCGUGUUGCGCUUAGAGCAGCAGUUCGUUUGCCCGUCCUGCGGCGGGAUCGUCCUGAACCCUCACCAGACGGGCUGCGGGCACAUCUUCUGCGCUCGGUGUGUGAGGGCAUACAUUGAAAAUGGAGGAAGUUCGAAAUGUCCUUUAGACAGCAUCCCUAUAAAAUCAGAAGAGAUUUUUCAAGACAACUGCUGUAAAAGAGAACUGCUAAACUUAGAGGUCUACUGUACCAACGCACCAGACUGCGCACAGAGGAUUACUUUAUGCAACCUUCAGGGUCAUCUGAAGGCUUGCCAGUAUGAGCGGCUUAGAUGUUCCAACUCCGGGUGCAACGACACCGUGUUACGCAAAAACCUGCUGGACCAUCAGAGGAAGGUCUGCUCCUUCCGGCUGGAGUCCUGCCACCACUGCAGACAGCCGUUCCUCGCAUCUCACCUGCAGGCCCAUCAGAAGACCUCAUGCCCUGAAAUCCAAGACCCAUGUCCCAACAAGUGUCCUCAGAUGAUCAGAAGACACAAGCUGCAAGCUCAUGCUGACGAGUGUCUUGAAGUGGAGACUGACUGCAUUUAUAAAAACUAUGGCUGCACAUUCAGAGAUAAAAGAGGGAAAGUGCAAGUUCAUGAAAACACAGAGUUCAGUUCCCAUGUUCGGCUGGUUCUGGAAAGUAACACCAAACUUGUGACACAGGUGGAGCAGCUGCAGCAGGAUAUGUUAGUCCAGCAGGGGGCGCUGAAGGACAAAAGUUUUGUGGUCAGCAAUCUGGACCGGGACAUCACCUUGUGUGACAGCACACUUACUACCUUACAGAGGUCUGUGGAGGAGCAGCGAGUGCGGAUCUGCAGCGUUCAGCGUGAACUGAGGGAUCUGCGGGGCGUUCUGGGCUCUGAACUGAGCGAAGAGCUCCCGAGCCUUCGGGCAUCGCUGGACUCCCUCAGACAGCAGGUGGCCGUCACUGAAAGCCUCAGGGAACACCUCGGUGCGUUAGAGCAGACGUGUCAGCGUCAUACCCGCUUGUUAGACAUCCACGUGGAGCAGCUACAGUGUAAUGAGCAGCGUUUCCACCAGCUCGAAUCCACUUCCUACGACGGGAAGCUCAUCUGGAAAGUGCGUGACUACUGCCACCGGAAAGAGGCCGGCACCCCGCUCAACUCAACCCCCUUCUACACCAGUCAUAGCGGCUACAAGCUCAGUGUGCGGGCUUACCUCGGCGGGGACAGCUCAGGGAGAGGCACUCACCUGUCGCUCUACAUCACGAUAAUGCGCGGAGACUUCGACUCGCUCUUACCAUGGCCUUUCAGACAGAACAUAACGUUAACACUGCUGGACCAAAGCGGCUCGAGGAACCACCAGAGCAAUACUUUCACCCCUGAUACCAAUAGCGAUAGCUUUCAUCGGCCAACAUCUGAUGCUAAUGUAGCGACAGGGUUCCCAAGAUUCAUAUCCCACGGCGACCUGGAGGCCCCUCGAAAUGCCGUUUAUGUGAGAGACGACACGCUGUUCGUCAAAGUGAAGGUGGACACAACUGGAUUAGAGGACUUGUAGCUCUACAAGCAUGAAUUUUGACUUUAAAGAAACAAGUGUCCAGGAUUCACUGGAGUGUCAUUUGAAGACGUUUGUUGUAGUUGCACUGAUUAUUAUGUUUACAUGCACAGAUUUUCAUUCAUGAAUGAGUUCAAACCAGCUGAAGGUGUUGAAUGUACUACACUUAUGUGUUAUGAAAAUAUCAGUUUGGAUGUGAACGAACAAAAUUCUGCACAUGAGAACAGUGUCAGUCCCAAAACAUAACCGUUUCUGCAAUUACAGCACUGUAUGAUGGCUACUGGUUAUUUCCAGCUAAGGUCCAUGUCUGCUUAAUGGUCUUGAUCUUGUCCGAGUGAGUGGUGCUGAUCGUAGCAUACUUGUCUGCAACCUGUUGGCUUAUUUAGACCUGGGUUCGAUUCUGGCCUGGGUCAUGUUUUAAUGUUUUUUAAUCUAUCCCCAUCUCUCUCUCCCCUGCUUUCCUGUCUACAACUUAGUCAAUAAAAAAAUCGCUUCAAAUAGUGUGUCUUGACGCCUGAUCGUUGCUAUAUUCAGUGUUUGUCG